Chrysoperla carnea is the source of this 1422-nucleotide messenger RNA. RefSeq lists its product as uncharacterized. The record is from RefSeq and is a predicted model, not a curated record. The transcript is spliced from 2 exons. NCBI's taxonomy places the organism in Eukaryota, Metazoa, Arthropoda, Insecta, Neuroptera, Chrysopidae. Bases 1 to 1422 code for a protein of 473 amino acids.
AUGAUCAUCAAAAGUGACAAAUGUAAAUUAGCCUUAACUGAUUCAAAAAUUUCAAUUGAUGAAUACAGACAUGCUCAAAAUGUGUGGAAAGCCUUUAAUAUACAAACCUUGGGUGAAUAUAGUGAUUUAUAUUUAAAAACGGAUGUUUUAUUACUUGCUGAUAUUUUUGAAAAUUUUCGCGAUAUGUGCUUGGAAAAAUACCUCUUAGACCCCUGCCAUUAUUAUACUUUACCUGGGUUCACCUGGCAGGCAAUGUUAAAAUAUACGAAAGUUGAAUUAGAAUUACUAACUGAUAUUGAUAUGAUAAUGUUUGUGGAGCAAGGUACUCGGGGUGGAUUAAGCCAAUGCAGUAAUCGAUAUGCUAAAGCAAAUAAUAAAUAUAUGACAAAUUAUGAUUGUAAUAAAAAGAGUGAAUAUUUAGUGUAUUGGGAUGUGAAUGGUAUGUAUGCUUGGGCAAUGCAACAGUGUCUUCCGUUAAAGAAUUUUCAAUGGUGUACCGAUACUGACAUUGAUGUAAAGUCUAUACCAGAUGAUAAUCCUGAAGGAUACAUUUUUGAAGUUGAUUUAAAAUAUCCAGAUGAUAUACAUGACAGCCAUAAUGAUCUACCCCUGUGUCCAACUCACGAAAAGCCUCCAGGGGGGAAAAGUAAAAAGCUUAUUGCAACAUUGUACGAUAAGAAAAAAUAUAUUUUGCAUUAUAGAAAUUUAAAACAGUGUUUACAAUAUGGGAUGAUUUUAGAAAAAGUACAUCGUAUAUUAAAAUUUGAACAGUCAGCAUGGCUCAAACCAUACAUCGAUUUGAAUAUAAAAAUGAGAGCUGAAUCAAAGAGUAAUUUUGAAAAAAAUUUAUACAAGUUAAUGAACAAUGCUGUGUUUGGGAAAACUAUGGAAAAUGUUCGAAAAAGAAGGGUGGUAAAAUUACGAACCCGAUGGCUUGGUCGAUAUGGGGUAAAAGUAUUGAUUGCUAAACCAAACUUUUAUAAUCGUACAAUAUUCAGUGAAAAUUUAGUAGCAAUUGAAUUGAAAAAUCUAACUUUAUAUUACGAUAGACCGAUGAUUGUGGGAAUGGUUACUUUAGAUAUUGCAAGAACUAAAAUAAAUGAUUUUCAUCAUGGUUAUGUCAAAACCAAAUUUGGUAAUAAGGCUAAAGGAUUGCAUACCGAUACGGAUUCAAUAAUCUAUAUCGUUGAGACCGAUGACAUAUAUGAGAUUAUUAAAGCAGACAUACAUAAAUUUGAUACAAGCGAUUAUGAACCUAAUAAUAUUUAUGGCAUACCAUUAGUUAAUAAAAAAGUGUCUGGAUUAAUGAAGGAUGAAUUAAAUGGAAAGAUUAUGACUGAGUUUAUUGGAUUAAGAUCAAAAAUGUAUACCUAUAAGAUUGAUAAUGAUAAUGAAAAUAUUGUGAAAAAGAUAAAAGAUUGA